AACGUGCGUGCUCCGGUUGCCUGGGCUACGAGCGCACGGUGCAUGCCACUUGCGGCACGCACAGGCCCGCGCACCGUGUAGUGAAUACCGCGCGCGGUGCAGGGAGGGUGGAAGGAACAAGUGUUCCAAGAGGAAGCGACGAGCACACACGGGUAAAAGCGAAAGAUGGCGAUGGCGCAGUAGUGAUGCAGUGCGAGCGUGUGCUCCGUUGUCGUUUGCCCCGAUCGUCGUCGCUCGUUGAGCGGAGCGCGGCCAAAUGACAUGGGAAUUUGCAGCAGAAGGCACUUUCUAUUGACAAUAUGCAGCCUGCAACUUAUUACUACUAUCGAACGACAAAUCUUCGACUUUUUGGGGUUCAUGUGGGCCCCGAUACUGGUCAACUUCUUCAAUAUUAUCUUCGUAAUUCUAGGAUUCUUUGGGGCCUUUCAGUAUAGACCUAAAUAUAUUAUAUCGUAUUGUAUAUGGAAUACAUUAUGGCUAGGAUGGAACAUAUUUAUCAUAUGCUUUUACCUCAAUGUAGGGAUACUGGACAAACAUAGUGACAUACUUAACCUUGGUACUGGUAGUUUUUCAUGGUGGUAUGUGAAUGGGCCAGGCUGCAAAGCCGUUUACGAUGUAACGGAGCCAGAGCUUUUUCGACCUGCACGACCUACUAAUGUAACAGACUGCGUGCUGGAUUAUGAAGUGAUAGAAAUUUUACACGCCGCAACGCAAUGUCUUUUAGGUAUUUUGGCGAUUGUCGGCGGAAUUUGUCUCAGUAAAGUGUUCCUUGAGGAAGAUGAUAGCUUACGAACUAAACGAAAGAAGAAGCAGCCGCGGCCGCUGUACAGCAUCGAGUACUCGCAGCCCGAGCCGCCGCCACAGGAUGACAGUGUAUCGCCGAAGCCGAUGACGCCGCGCCGGGUGAAGCGACGUUCCGUCAUCUCUCGAGACAGCACGCGGCGUUCCAGCAUACGGCGCAGCUCGGUGCGGCAGUCACGCCGCAAGAAUCCGGUAAACCGCAUCAUGGACCAUCAGGAGAGCCUAUACGCGAACACGGUCACACCCUGCAUCGCCAAUCUGACGAAUCAGAACGUCAGCACGCUGUCGCAGGGCACAAUCAACUACGACCGGAUCGCGGUCGGCUGGGACCGCGAGCGGAACGCCGACCGCAACUGGCAACCAGAGGCGGUGAACAUAUCGGUGUCGUCGCCGACCUUAUGGCCACCUGGCACUCAAGACUCCUCCAACAAUUACUCUUCGAACGCUUCGACCGCCUUCCCGGCCAGUCAGAGUCCGCCCGCUAUUUGGGACCAACAUCCGACCACUAGUUCGACCCGCAACCUCACCGACAACUGGCAGGCCUCGCCGGGUGAGCUAAAACCGAUGCAGUGGCAGGGUCAGAGCAACCCCACGUUCCAGCAAACUAGCACGCAGAGCCUGAACGGCGAGGACAUGGAGGAGCUCUACAGCAAUCGGCCGGCCAGCGCUAGGUCCAGUUACAGCAAUUACCAUGGAGUCAGGGCGACGCCGCAGGUGCCUAAUCGCACUGACGUUGUCAGACAGAGCCAGCGACAGUUCGUGCUCAGCGGACCGCCUGCUUAUCAGGACACGGUGAUCUGACGAUGCAGCGACCUGGAGAAUCCUCCUGGAGAUGUAUGCCGCGCGGCGUAUAUAUAUUGACGGCAAUCUCGAGAUAAUAAAUUGCAAGCGAUGAAAAAAUUGGCCUUACACAAUCGUCUGCUAUUUGUCAGAGUAAGUGAGAUAAUUGAUUGUAGGUAGAAUGUGUGAUAACGCUCAUCCACGCGAACAUAAAAAUGGCGAAUAUUUUUGAUAGCGAUAAUCGCGCAUGCCUUCGAUUCAAAGGAAACAAAAGUAACAAAGACUUAAAGAAAUCGUAGCGCAUUCAAGUUGUAAUAAUUUUAAAUGGUUAUUUUAACUGUUUUAUUCAUUACAUGGUAAUUAAAGCGAUUGUUUAAUAUUUGGAAUUUAUGGAAAAAGAAGCCGAGCAUCGCGAUUUCGCCGAUUUCAGAGCUUUACUUGAUACCUAUUGAUGCGACAGAUCUCUACUAGUGUUGCAUCGUAUUGUACUAUAAAAAGUAAUACUAGGCAACUUUACUUAAAGACUCGAAGAGCCGUUGUUCGCUCUUUCGGUCGUUUCGCAAUAUUACGUUAGAGAUAUUCAAGUGGUGUACGUUUGCAUCAUUGCCUUUAGUUUAGACGAUAAUGGAAUCGACGUACAGUCGAUGUGAUAUGGGAUUAUCUUGAGAACAUUGUAAGUUAACUUUUAUAUAAUCGUUACAUUUAAAUUGACAGCACAGAGUUUGCAGUGUAAGGUGCCUAGGCUGAAUAAGGUUUACUUAAUUUAUUUUGUUUUUGAAAAACUUUAAAUAAAAUUAAAAAAAUAGAGUUUUAAAAACUAUUUCUGAAAAAUUUACUUAAUAUACUCAUAAAAGUUAAUUUUAAGAUAUUAAAACGUUUAUUUUUAUUUUAAAUCUAAACAUUUUGCUUAAAAUAUUUUUAAGUAUCUAAAAAACAAAAAUAAAACAUUUUAAUAUCUUAAGAUAAAACACAUCAUUUUGAGUUGAAGUUUUUGAACAAUAAAAUAAAUUAAAUUGGUCUUUUUCGGCUUAAAUAUCUUAUACAAAACUUAUACCACUUUUAAAGUAGACAAUGAAAAUUGCCUUCACUCUCAGGAUUGAUCUAUCCGACUGACGUGAAAUUAGUACGAAGUUUAAUGAAAUCAAAUUCUUAAUAGCGUUAGAACGUAACAUAUAUUCUUUCAUUUUUCGUUGUUAAAAGAUUUCUUAGAAAUUUUACACUUAUCAUUAAUCAUUCUAUUUAUAUCAUAGAGCUAAGGAUCUUUUUGUUCUGCGCAUAAAAUCAAAAACUCUCAUCGCAUUAUUUGUACAUAUAAAUAUAGAUUUAUAAUCAUGUAUCACACUCUCGAAAGCGUAUUAUCAACAACUAUACAAUCAUGCAAUUUUAUUUAUAAUUUUUUUCUAAACUGCGACCUAACGGCGGUUGACGCUAUUUUUGAGCACUUUAUGACAAUAUAAAAUUUAAAGAUAUCCAUCAUUUUAAGACUUAUGACGUUUUCGAGUCAACUUUUUACUAUUUGUACACGAUUCGUUUGUAUUUGAACAUUUAUUGUAAGUGUAUAUUUGAGCAUACACGAUUAUGCUGCAGUCUUCCAAAUUUUAGAAAAUAAAAAUUAAUGCGAUUCUUUUUUGUGUACAUUAGCGACUGAUAAACUUGUAGAAUUAUAAUGACGUACAAUGUUAUACCGCGUGCAAUACAAUGCACAAUCUGUUUUAUAAUGUUAUGAAAUCUCUGGCGAAAAUUUUUCUCAGAAAUCUAUAUAAUUUUCUAUAUAAGAAUUCUUACAUAAAUUUCAGAAUUUUUUUAUAAUUUUAUAACAUUUUAGAUAAUUUCUUACAUUUUUAUAUGAAUUGGAACACCUUUUAGAAAUAUUAAGAAAGUUUAUAUCUUUUUUAAAAUUUUGUACACGUACACACACACUAUAUGUACAUACUACAUAUAUUUAUGUAAUACAAGCAUAUAUAAAUUCUACAACAUUCUAAAACUUUAAAAUUUUUUUAUUCUACAGCUGUUUAAAAAAUUAUUAAAUUUGAAGAAUUUUAAAAUAAAAAAAAAAUGUUUAUUUUUACAUUUAAAAUACGAAAAAUUCUUUAAACCAUUAUAAAAAUGUUAUGAGAACUUUUUUCAUCAGAGAUACUAUAGAUAUAAUUUCGUUGAAAAACACAAAUUGACUUUGACAGCCUAAGCUAGUUUUAAAUCAUGCAUUAUUUUCGAAUAUUCUUAUUUAUAGGAUUGAUUAGAAAAUUUGAAUGUUUUUAAAGUGCCAAAAGUCAUUUCCGUAAUAAAAUUUUAACUUAUUUUUAAUUGCUUAAUUAUAAAAAAAACGAUGAUUGUCAAUUAAAUUAAAAUUUUUGUAUUAGUUUGAUAAUUAACAAAAUUUAGCGAAAUAUGCUUUUUUUUCGUUUAUUAAUUACAUUUUUUUUUAUUGUUAAUAUCUUUCAUGCUAUAAAUGUUGGCUUGUAAUAAGUGCGUCGAGAAUUAGGUAGAGGAGAUGCAAACCAAAGUAUUAAAUAUCAAUGUAAAAUAAGAUCUAUCAAAACUGCCUCACUCCUGUUCUGAUUAUUGUACAAUUUAUUGUAGAAUUAAUUCUGAUACUUGGAUCAAAUAAAAUGUCCAAGUGAGUUACUUCGUUCUGGUUAAUUAUAAGAAUCUCGUAGUUUUAUAAUUGUACAUUAAUUGGACGAUUACAUUUACAAAUGGAGUAGAAUAGUUUCACGUACAAGGCAGCUAUCUUAUUCAUUGCAAAGCACAUAUAGUGUUAUAUCGGUGCACUUUGUUUUAUUAAGAUGACUUUUUGUGUCAGUUCGCAUUACAUAUCGCAUCAUGCAGUUUUAAACGAUGGAAAUUUUGUGAUUGUUAUUUGGAUUACAAUUAUUCAGUACAUAAGAAAUCACAAUCGAGAUUUACGGUUAUUAUUACAAUAUAUUAUAUUAUCAUGUAACACAAUUGCAAGACAAUAAACGAUAAAUGUUCAUUACCCUA
Molecule: messenger RNA, 4563 nt
Organism: Monomorium pharaonis (pharaoh ant)
Lineage: Eukaryota; Metazoa; Arthropoda; Insecta; Hymenoptera; Formicidae
Gene: NKAIN
Product: sodium/potassium-transporting ATPase subunit beta-1-interacting protein
Exons: 6
Coding region: 262-1602 (446 amino acids)
Biological process (GO): regulation of sodium ion transport
Source: RefSeq, a predicted model, not a curated record